AAAAAAAGAAGAAGGAGAAGAAGGUGCCAUUUUUGAAAUUGAAACAUAACGAGAAGAAGAAAAUGGAAGUGUUAGAAUUGGACGAAAGCACGAAGAUAUUGGAUUCAUGUUUAGCGCAAAUCAAUUGGCGCCUAAAAUCUUCAACGAAGCGUCGAUUACAAUUAGAUAUUAUUGCCCUAAUUACAAAAAUGAGAGCAGUAAUUAUGAUUGACUAUGGUGGAAUAAUGCCUCAACUUCAACACCAACUCUCUUCACUCCUUCAACUCGCUCAGAAAGAAUCUCCAAUUUUUCAGCAUCUAAGAAUAAUUGUUAUUCAAGAGAUGAUUUACUUGAUUCACGUAACGGAAUUAACUGACUUUGUUAAUUCAACUUUGAACUCUCAAUUGCUCUUUGUUGACCUAGAACAUGAACCCCCAAAGUUGAUAACAGAAAUUGAGAAAAGCGAAUUAGCAAUGCAACUGGUGUCAAUUCAGAAGCUGUUUUCGACUGUUUUUUCCACUAAUGGAGAGGCAAAAAUGAUGGAUGGUGCUAACUCUUCUUAUUCUACUGAAUGCAUUGAUCUUAGUAACUGUAUGGAAAACACUGAUGUCACAAUUCCAACUUUGAAUGGAUGGCUUCUAGGCUAUCCAGUGGUGUAUUUGUUCGGCAAGGAGCAUAUUGCUGAUGCCAUAUAUAAUCUUUCAACCAAAUAUCUUCAUAUUUUCCAAGUGUUUGUCUGCAGGAAUACUAAUCUCAAGAAAGGAAGUCAACCUGAAGAACUAUUAAGUUUUUCUGUGCCUUAUGAUGUAAGCAUGAGAGGGAGUAAAGAACAAUGGGCAGAAGCUUUUCUAGCUCGCAUGCAGGCAAAAUGGGAAAGAUGUCCAAAUGUUUGGAAGUCUUUAAAGAUGGAGGUUAGUGAAUGUCAUCCUCAAGCUAUCGUGUUAUAGUUGUCCCCGCAUCUAGGCAGAACAGAAUCUGAAUCCCCAAAAGUGCAUAUUGUGCUUCAAAAAAUAGAUGUACUUAAACGGAAACAUUUAUCAGAAGAUUCCUUUUGUUUGAUGAAAAAUAUGUUAUAUUCCCACAUGGACUAUUUAUAAAGUGCUGCAGUUAUAUGGAGUUUUGAACUAAAGGAAUUUGUAUCGUAGAUAAACAUUUUAAAUUAGUGUUUAUAGUAUAAAUGCUUAUUAUAGGAA
Cicer arietinum (chickpea) is the source of this 1172-nucleotide messenger RNA. RefSeq lists its product as uncharacterized. The record is from RefSeq and is a predicted model, not a curated record. Lineage: Eukaryota; Viridiplantae; Streptophyta; Magnoliopsida; Fabales; Fabaceae.